Molecule: messenger RNA, 2280 nt
Organism: Rhopilema esculentum
Lineage: Eukaryota; Metazoa; Cnidaria; Scyphozoa; Rhizostomeae; Rhizostomatidae
Product: peptidylprolyl isomerase domain and WD repeat-containing protein 1
Biological process (GO): protein peptidyl-prolyl isomerization
Molecular function (GO): peptidyl-prolyl cis-trans isomerase activity; protein binding
Source: RefSeq, a predicted model, not a curated record
CUGAGCAUUUUGCGAACGAGGUAAGGUCCCCAGGAGGGACGAGAAGUGACAUGGCGGACGAAGUUAGUGGCAAAAGACCGUGCUCUUCUGAUGAUGAACAAGAUAAUGAUGAAUUUGUAGGGCCAAUGCCUGUACAACCAAAGAAGAAAAAGAAAAGAGUGUUGGAGUUUGAAAAUGUCUAUUUGAAUAACCUGCCUUGCGCUGAAAGUUAUGAAAGAAGUUACAUGCAUAGAGACCAUGUGACCCAUGUUACUGCAACCAGUACAAAUUUUUUUAUCACUGCAAGCUGCGACGGCCAUAUAAAGUUCUGGAAAAAAACUGGGGAAGAGGUAGAGUUUGUGAAACAUUUUCGUGCACAUUUGGGUGUGAUUAAGUGCGUGUCUGGAAGCUCUGAUGGACACUUGUACUGUUCAGUGGCAGAAGAUCAGGCGCUCAAAGUUUUUGACGUCAUCAAUUUUGAUAUGAUCAACAUGAUGAAGCUCAGUUUCAAGCCUUAUUGCUGCGAGUGGGUGUACAGAAAAGGUGAUGCCAUUUCUGCCUUGGCCAUAUCCGAAGAUGAAAGCGGUGUAAUUCGAAUUUUCGAUGGCAGAGGCAAUACAGACGUUAUUGAAACCCUUAAGUUGCAUACAAAACAUGUCUCUUGUAUAAAGUAUAAUCCUGUAUUCGAUAUCGCGAUUUCUGCUGAUAAGGCAGGCAUGUUAGAGUACUGGUCUGGACAAGAAUCCGGAUUCAAGUUCCCGAGUAAAAACGUCCACUUUGAAUACAAAUCGGACACAGAUCUAUACGAAUUCGUAAUGUGCAAAACCUACCCAACAUCAAUAUCAUUCUCAGCUGGUGGAAAACAAUUUGUUACGACGAGUUCAGAUAGAAAGGUGCGAGUGUUCAGGUUUUUGACUGGCAAGAAAACACGUGUAUUCGAUGAGAAUCUUCAAACGUUUAGCGAUCUACAGCAGGAGAAACAGCUGCUACCCAAUAUGGAAUUUGGAAGGAGGAUAGCGAUUGAAAGGGAGAUCGAAAAGUCUGACUUGCUACGCAUGGCAAAUGCAGUCUUCGAUGAAAGUGGUUAUUUCAUUUUGUAUGCAACUAUGCUUGGUGUGAAAGUUGUCAACAUCUACACUAAUAGAUGUCUGAAGAUCUUGGGCAAGGAUGAAAAUGUUCGGUUUUUUGGGAUCGCAUUGCAUCAGGAAAAGUCGAUUGAAGAUAAGGCAGCUAUUACUCUGGAAAUGGCUGCCGCUUCAAAUGCGGGUUUAGAGAAACCAAUAGCUGACCCAACCCUUAUCUGCUGCGGUCACAAAAAGAAUCGGUUUUACUUUUUUACUAGACGAGAGCCAAAUGAAGACCAUACUGACCGAGAUGUGUUCAACGAGAAGCCCUCGAGGGAAGAAAUAAUUGCUGCGACACAGGAUUCUGGUCCAAAAGUGCUCGCAGAAAACGUUAUCAUGCACACAACUAUGGGAGAUAUUCACAUCAAACUGUUUCCUAAAGAAUGCCCAAAGACAGUGGAGAACUUUGUCACUCAUUGCAAGAACGGCUAUUAUAGCGGACAUAUUUUCCAUCGAGUGAUAAAACAGUUCAUGAUCCAAACUGGAGACCCGUCUGGCGAUGGUACCGGUGGAGAAUCAAUUUGGGGCGGUGAGUUUGAAGACGAAUUUCACCAUUCCUUACGUCACGACCGGCCGUAUACACUAAGCAUGGCAAAUGCAGGACCAAAUACAAAUGGGUCGCAGUUUUUUAUAACUGUUUUGCCGACGCCAUGGCUAGACAACAAGCAUACUGUGUUUGGUCGAAUUACCAAAGGUAUGGAUGUAGCACAGAAGAUAAGUCAAGUUAAAACAAACUCUCGUAAUGAUAUGCCCUACGAUGAAAUAAAAAUAAUCAACAUGUCAGUGAAGUAGCCUGAAGCAGCAAGCAAAGGUAUUCUUGAAUGUCGUCCUAUUCCUUGUUACACUUGAUUCAAAUAAAAUCAAGCUGCCAUAGGCAAGGUGCUUAUGUAACAACAUCAGAAGUGUUCUAAGCACAAUUCUGAAGUUCUUUGCCAAGGAAAAGGAUUCGAUGGACGGACAAUAAAGAAGCAUUUACAGCGAACAAGUGUUAAAUGCAAAUGUUUUGCAUGGUAUCCUGAUAGAAGACAACAUUGUAGCUAAAGUAGAUAUCUUUUCAAGCAAAAUAAGCAUUAUUAUUUUGCUUCAAAGAAUAGAAAGCCUCGUGUACUUGAUUUUCUUGGUUGCUAAGAAUUUUCGCUUUUGCUUUGGUUGUUGUCAUAUGAAGGUUGCAGUCGAA